AUGGCAGAUGGAAGCGCCAACCUUCCUCCUGGCUUCUUUUUCUCUCCAACUGAUGAAGAACUUGUCCUUCACUUUCUCUAUUGUAAGGCUUCUCUUAUACCUUGCCAUCCCAACAUCAUCCCUGAUCUUGAUCUCUCUCAGCUUCACCCUUGGGAAUUAAAUGGUAAGGCGUUGUCAAGUGGAAAUCAAUACUAUUUCUUCGCCAAAGUGAAGGAAAACAGAACUGCAGAAAAUGGGUAUUGGAAGGAAAUAGGUGUGACAGAACCUAUAUUGUCAACCGUUAAGAAGAAAGUGGGGAUGAAGAAGUACUUGGCAUUCCACAUUGGCGAAGCUCCACUUGGUACUGAAACCAAUUGGUUAAUGCAAGAAUAUCAUAUUUGUUCUUCUGGGAUUGACACUGCGUCAUAUCGAAGUGGCACUAGAAGACGAAAACAUGAUCAAAGUUGGAGCAAGUGGGUUUUAUGCAGAGUGUAUGAAAAGAAUAAGUCUCAACAAGGUGUAAACUACUGCUAUAGUGAUGACGACGACAGUGGAACAGAGCUUUCAUGGCUAGACGAAGUUUAUCUGACGUUGGAUGAUGAUUUGGAAGAAAUAAGCAUGCCUAAUUAG
This is a messenger RNA of Abrus precatorius (Indian licorice), 609 nucleotides long. RefSeq names its product NAC domain-containing protein 104-like. Gene Ontology annotation, biological process: regulation of DNA-templated transcription; system development. The record is from RefSeq and is a predicted model, not a curated record. NCBI's taxonomy places the organism in Eukaryota, Viridiplantae, Streptophyta, Magnoliopsida, Fabales, Fabaceae. Bases 1 to 609 code for a protein of 202 amino acids. The transcript has 3 exons. Gene Ontology annotation, molecular function: DNA binding.